Messenger RNA from Puccinia graminis f. sp. tritici CRL 75-36-700-3, 2120 nucleotides. RefSeq lists its product as uncharacterized. The transcript is spliced from 8 exons. Gene Ontology annotation, biological process: lipid metabolic process. Lineage: Eukaryota; Fungi; Basidiomycota; Pucciniomycetes; Pucciniales; Pucciniaceae. The coding region runs from base 381 to 1751 and encodes 456 amino acids. The record is from RefSeq and is a predicted model, not a curated record.
CCCUCUUCUUCAGCUCCACUAGUCUACCAAAAAAAAAAAAAGAAAGAAAGAAAAAUGGAUGGCUCGAUGCACACCAUCAAUCUCUGGUCCUCUCAGAUUGCGAGGAAUGUAGUCAGGAGCCUGGUGGUCAUCUCCUCCAUCCGAUGGGCAGCUUAAGCCGUCCUCUCUCUCCUCAGCAGGACCACCUCCACAAUUCCCAGCUCCUCACUCCUCCACCAGUCCUUGGAUCCUAACCCUUUUCUUUAUUUACAAAACUCAGUACGAAUACGAUCGUCACCCGGACUCACGACGAAGUAUUUGAAAAACCACAGCUCCACCCGAUAUACCGUGUAUCAAAUUCAACUCCUUCCUUCGUUGCUAAAAAAAAACAGGUGCAGGAGAUGGCGAGCUCCUCGACAACCGCGGAGCUGUUUGCGACCAACGAAUUCGAACGGAUGCUACCAGGCUAUCUCUUCCUGAUCCCAUUGCUCACUCAAACCUUCCUCAUGAACCCCUGCUACGAGAACUCUAGGAGUGCCAAGCUACUUCGAGCGGCCCUCAUGCCCAUCACCAUCUAUCUCACCUUCAGUCGAGUCGCCAUCAGACUCUUCUAUCCCCUCAAUGUCUUCUUCCACUGGAACUUCACCUUCGUCUCCUUUCCUACCUUCCAUGCCGUCUGUCUCGCUAUCCAGUACGGCCUCUCUCAGGCUCCUGUAUUCGCUUCAAAAGAGGAGAUGAUCAAGGCUGGUAAUUAUCGAGGUGAUCCUGAUGAGAAGGACGAGAAAGAGAAAUCCGAAAUUCAGGACAACCCAAAUCCUUCCUUCUUGGAGAAGAUCAAGUUCACGAUUUGGCUACUAUUCAGUCCUCGAGGCCUGCAGACCUCAUGGGCGCCCAGUCUAGAAGUGGUCCCACGAGGCCCGAAGAUGGGCGCGGGCCUAUUCUUCGUAUACGUGCUCUUCAAGACCGUCGUCUGCCAUUUCUUGAUGACGCUUCUCUGGAUGAUCGGCGUCGAAUGUGCUCAACAUCCGAAUGGGGCGUACGGGGUCGUCGCUGAUUGGGUGCCUUCUUUGGGGUUCCUCAGAGAUUAUCCUCAGUUCGAUUUUCUUACGCCCGCUCCACUUGGGGGAGCAGCCUGGUUUGCAAUCGAUACGCUGGGCGGAAUACUAACUCUUCUGGAGGUGAUUCUGUACCAAGUAGGACCGUAUGUUCUACCGAAAGAUCUAGCGCCAGGGAAAUUCGACUCGACCCUGUACCCCCCCUUAUUCAACGACCUACACGCCCGCGAGAGCUUGAUAGCGUUCUGGUCAAAAGGUUGGCAUGCUAUCUUUCGGAGGAACAUCGUCUUCUGUGGCUGGAACCCGAUGGAAUAUCUCUUCUCGUCCUUCGGGAAAGAUGCUGCUAAGACGGCCGGCAUGAUGGGCGGGAUGAUCUUCAGCGGAAUAUUCCACGAAUACCUAAUCGCGGCGGUGUCCAAGAUCGAUUGGAAGUUCCCGACAGUCUUGAUGUUUACUCUCUGUGGACUAGGCAUGGUCACGGAGGUCCAAUUCAAACGCCGGACAGGACUCCUUGUCAAAGGCAUUCCCGGACGUUGGUGGCUGGUGCUUGUGAUUGGAGCGGGUGGGAAAUACAUGGUCGACAGCUGGAUGGCAAGGGGGCUGGGCAGGAGCGAUAUGCCGCCGCCCAGACUGUGGACGUGGCCGAGAUUCCUGGUUCCGUUCUCGGGAUUAAUGCCAGAAAGAUGGAUAUCUCGCAUUGAAUCUUGGGUGCCUUGAGUCGUUGUUCGUUCAUCGCCUGUAUAGAAGGAGUCUUUUUCUCUAUAUUAAUUAUCGGCUUAUAACACCAAAAAAAAAAAAAAAAACUGGUGUACUCAUUCCACCCCAAUUUCAUAGUAGAUUUACUUUGUAUAGUUCUUUAUAGCCUUCUUAUCUAUCACCCUCUCACAUCCUGGCCCACAAGUAUCAGAUCUGUGUACAUCAACAUAGAGCCCUCUUCACAUCAUGAAAACAAAUACCAAUCUCUUCUGCUAAUUGUUAAUUGUAGCUCAGACAAGAUUGCACUCAUUGUUUUUCUUUUGGUUCCUUUUUUUUUCUUGUUUUUAUGGGGAAUAAGAUACUUUUGAAAGGGGGUUCCUUAGGGCAUUG